Stomoxys calcitrans (stable fly) is the source of this 1200-nucleotide messenger RNA. RefSeq lists its product as uncharacterized. The record is from RefSeq and is a predicted model, not a curated record. NCBI's taxonomy places the organism in Eukaryota, Metazoa, Arthropoda, Insecta, Diptera, Muscidae. Gene Ontology annotation, molecular function: catalytic activity. The coding region runs from base 1 to 1200 and encodes 399 amino acids. The transcript is spliced from 2 exons.
AUGUCGGCAUACAUACCACCAUCUGCCACUUUUAACAAGAACGAUCUUAGCCACAUGUUGUCUUUGGUUAAUAGUGAUGAUCACUAUAUAAUUUGCGGAGAUUUCAACAGCCAUCACCAGAUAUGGGGUAAUCGUAAUAUUGACGACAAAGGUUCGAUGAUGGUCGAAUUCAUAGAGGACAACGAUAUAGUACUGCUGAAUGAUGGAUCUAAAACGUUUUUUGGUUGCGCAAAUCCUACCGCGAUUGACCUUACAUUAUGCAACCCAUCGUUGGCUCUGAUUGCAACAUGGACAGCCAUGAAUGAAACCUUAGGUAGCGGGCAUUGUGUGAUAAGGGUAUCACUUCAAUUAAGACCUAAGGUCCAACAAAAGAUCUCUUAUGGUGUCCCUCGUUUUAUCCCUAAAGACACCUUAAACCAGGGUGUUUGGGGCAUACUUCAGAGCGACACUUUUAGGAUGACACAAGAGGGUGAGAAAUUUGAUGUGUUUUCUAGACUUUUUUAUGAAAAGUUUAAGGCAAGGACUGAUAUGAAAAAUCACCCUGACACGCCAUGGUGGAACUUAAAUUGCAAGAGGACUAAGGCUAAACAAAUUCGAGCUGUUUGCGAAUUCAGGAAGAGGCCAUCGAGGGAGAAUUUUAAGAGAUUUGCUUUAUCCAAAAAAGAGUACUUUUACACUAUCAGGUCCGAGAAAAGGCGUGGCUGGAAGUUGACAUGUGAGGGUAUAGACUCAGAGAUAACACCUACUGAACUUUGGAAGAUCAUUAAGAGAUUUAGAGGCAUGCACGUUCCCAAAUCACCCUCAAUACCUGAUUCAUGUAUAGAUCCAUUUUGUGAUACACUUGCCGGUCCUCAGGGCCCUAUUUUUAUUUCUCCAUGCUAUGAAGAUGAGGUUCCCGACGCCGCGUUCUCAAUGCCAGAGUUGGAAAUGGUAAUUGCUGCCUCUCGGGAUACCACACCCGGCUUUGAUGGCAUUCGCAAUGGCCAUAUCAAGGAAUUUGAUGGUGAUAUUAGGAAUGCACUCCUUGACUUAUUUAACGAUGUGUGGAGAAGCAGACGAAUUCCAGUCUCAUGGAUGCAAUAUAGGAUAACACCGAUACAUAAAAGAGGCAAAUGCCAAGCGAUAACAGGACCUCAUCGAACUAUUGCCUCAGCUCCUUUGAAUAAUGUUCGUGCUCUGUUUGCAUUUCUGCUUAUGUAA